This is a messenger RNA of Cryptotermes secundus, 1983 nucleotides long. RefSeq names its product protein phosphatase 1 regulatory subunit 42. NCBI's taxonomy places the organism in Eukaryota, Metazoa, Arthropoda, Insecta, Blattodea, Kalotermitidae. Bases 351 to 1388 code for a protein of 345 amino acids. Gene Ontology annotation, molecular function: protein binding. The transcript has 5 exons. The record is from RefSeq and is a predicted model, not a curated record.
UACCAAAACAACGUUCUACACAGAACUGUUUUAGAAUAUUAUGACAAAGACCAAUUCUCUACUGCCAAAAAAGUUCUGCUAUCAGUUUCUAAACGCUAAUGCUGCUACACAUACGUGUGCAGAACGACAAAUUGGCAACGCUACGGCAACUCCCUAUUCGUUCUCUCCAUAUGUCAAGGGCGGUCAAGAUAUGUGAAUCGUACUAUUGGAGUUACUAUGGUUACCUCAAAGCUACUGAGUAAACAAUGUAUCAGUUUCGCCAAGGGCAGUGUUUUGCUUUGGGGUUUAUUAGUAUUCCAAAGUAAAAAAAAUUCGAAAUUUUCACUUGAUUUUGUUCCAUCUGCAAGAAUAUGGUGAAACUUACGUCUACACUGGUGACACGCAAAACGCGGAAAAAAUCCAGACCUGAAAAUGAUACUGAUAUCCUUAGAAAACUAACACAUCUUCACUUGCAGGGCAAUUUCAUAGACACAAUAGGUGAUAUUUCACAAUGCAAGAAUUUAACAGUUAUAUAUUUACAAAACAAUUGUUUGACAAAAAUAGAAAAUUUAGAACAUGCUACUCAGUUGACUCACUUAUACCUCCAAAGAAAUAAAAUCAGCAAGAUUGAAAAUUUAAAUGGCCUGAAAAAUCUUAAGAAACUAUACUUAGGACACAACUGUAUAGCUGUGAUUGAGGGAUUAGACAAGCUUUACAAUCUGGAAGAGCUGCAUGUACAGAGACAGCAGCUGCCACAAGGAGAAACUCUACACUUCGAUCCAAGAACUAUGAAAGGGCUCGCUAGAUGUCUGCAUACUUUGGAUGUUACUAGUAAUGGAAUGACAUCAGUUGCUGACUUAGAGUGCCUAAAUGAACUGAAAUGGUUGAUUGCUCAAAAUAAUUGUCUCUGUGACAUCAUGGACCUAACACGGGUUGUGUCCCAGUGGAAUAACAUCACCAGUUUGGAGUUAGAAGGCAACCCAGUCUGUUCACAACAAAAGUAUAGGGAAAGACUCAUAACAUGUUCCAACAAGUUAGCAUUGCUGGAUGGGAAACAGAUCAGUGACGCCACAAGGGACUUUCUCAAAAGACUGGAAAUCAACAAAGCAGGGCAUAAACUGGUUUCAAAUCAAACACAUGUUAACUCCACAUUACCUGCAGAUAUCACGAGUGAGUUCCGAGUUUAUUUUAUUUGUGGAACUUUAUUUAAGCAAGUCUUUAUAGCAAUCACUUUACACUUUGCCCUGACCUAUUUUUCAGGUCUAACCAAGAAUUUUACUCCUGGGGUGACAAACUCAAUAACACGUUCCAGCGUCCAAGAUGCCAAACUUAAAGAACUCUCAUGUGAUUACACAACCAAACUGUCCAAGUGCUUUAUGUUCCCAGCUUGGAAGGCAUAUAAGCUAUAAACACAUCAAAUAAAUGUUAAUACAACACUGGGCUCAUUGGAGUUAACAUAUAUCCGAGAAUGAGUAAAUAUUUCCUUUUAGAAACAAAACUACUAUUUUUGGCAUUUGCUGCAUGACACAAUUAGGGUAUUGUAACAACAAUGACUAGAUUCCAUACAAACAUUACAAAUUACUGAAGUGUAUGAGCAGACGUGAGUUUACUACAUUUAACUGUUUUGCAUGGCAAAGGAAUAGAACAGAUGCAACUUCAAAGUUUAAAGUAUGGCUGAAAUAUUUUCUAAAUGACUGAAUUGUGGAUGGGUGAAGUAUAAACAGGUGCAGCAAACCAACCACUAUUACUAGUGAUAUUCCAACUGCAAUGUAAAUACAGCAUAUCAACAAUAAAGACAAUAUUACUGCACAAUUCUGCCCAUCUAUCAACGCUUAUUUUUGGAAACUGGAUCUGUUUCUGUCCUCAGGUGAGGAGAUACUCAGUUGGGUCCCUUAGAAAGAGCUAACCUCCAUUACUGGACAACCCUGACAGAUUCAUGCAGCUAUUUAAUCACCUGAGACCAGGCUAAUUCAGCAGAACAUAACAAGAUCAUCAUCAUCAUCA